GCCACGAAUGACAACUCAUAUAAAAAAAACAUAAUCGGUGAUCACAGCUGUUAGUUCAAACCGGAAACAGACGAUAAAUCUUCUUACUUUGGCGGCUGUACAAUGUACAUAAUGCAGGAAAUACAAUCUUAAAUAAAAAUAAUAGGGAUCCUUUAGAAGUUUCUUGCCAUAAUUUUUAAAAUUACAAGUGUAUUUUACAUCUAAACGAAAAAAAUAACUGUAAAUAUUUACAAGUUCUGGUGGAAUUCAAGUUCUACGGACCUUGUUUUUUGUUUUCAUAAUUUACCUAGUAAAGUUUAGUCAAUAUGACUAGUAAAGUGCCUCCUCUAUCAUACAAAGUAAUUGCAGAAUGCUCUGUUACAAAAGCGCGAGCUGGCCUCAUGACACUUCGCCAUGGCGAAGUCAAUACGCCAGUUUUCAUGCCUGUCGGGACGCAGGGCACUCUUAAAGGACUCCUUCCGGAUCAACUUAUUGAGCUUAACUGUCAAAUAUUGUUGGGAAACACAUAUCAUCUGGGCAUUCGACCUGGUAUUGAAACACUUCAAAAAGCUGGUGGCUUGCAUAAUUUCAUGGGAUGGCCUCGCAACAUCUUAACUGAUUCGGGUGGUUUUCAAAUGGUUUCAUUAUUAAAGUUAGCAGAAAUAGAUGAGAAUGGCGUAAACUUCUGCUCUCCAUUCGAUAAUAGUGAAUGUAUGUUAACACCUGAACAUUCCAUACAAAUUCAAAAUACUAUUGGUGCAGACAUUAUGAUGCAAUUAGAUGAUGUAGUGAAGACCACCACCGUCGGACCACGUGUGGAAGAGGCUAUGCAUCGUACCAUCCGUUGGCUGGAUCGAUGCAUAACAGCACAUGCACGAGAUGAUGAUCAGAGUUUAUUCCCAAUUGUACAAGGAGCUCUAGAUGCCAAUUUACGUAAACAGUGUGCUGAUGCAUUAAUACAGCGUAAAGUACGUGGAUAUGCGGUGGGUGGUUUAAGUGGCGGUGAAAGCAAACAUGAAUUCUGGCGUACAGUUAAUUUAUGUACGGAUUUACUUCCGAAAGAAAAACCAAGAUAUUUAAUGGGAGUUGGGUUCGCUGCCGACCUAGUGGUAUGUGUUGCAUUAGGAAUCGACAUGUUUGAUUGUGUUUUUCCAACUCGCACGGCGCGAUUCGGUUGUGCGUUGGUGAACACUGGACAAUUAAAUUUGAAAAACAAAAAGUAUGAGGAUGAUAUGCGUCCCAUCGACGAAGAAUGUGAGUGUAGUACAUGUCGCAGAUACACUCGUUCUUAUUUGCAUCAUAUUGCAACAAGUCAAUCAGUAUCGUGUAGUUUGUUAAGUAUACAUAAUGUGGCGUAUCAAUUAAGGUUAAUGCGAAGUAUGAGAGAAGCAAUACUACGCGAUCAGUUUCCGCAAUUUGUCUGCGAUUUUAUGGCCAAACAUUUUGAAGGAGAAACGGUGCCGUUGUGGAUAAGAGAGGCUUUGCAAGCAGUUAAUGUAGAAUUACCCCACGAUGAAAACGACGCCACGGUAAAUGUAGCAUAAAAAACUGUACUAUUAAUUAUAAAAAAUAUUUAUAUAAUGUGCGAUACUAAAUAUAUUUUUCAGAAAGAGAUGAGAAUUAAUAAAUCACAAUGCAAUUCUUGUAUAAUUCACUGUUAACAAAA
Messenger RNA from Ceratitis capitata (Mediterranean fruit fly), 1645 nucleotides. RefSeq names its product queuine tRNA-ribosyltransferase catalytic subunit (gene Tgt). NCBI's taxonomy places the organism in Eukaryota, Metazoa, Arthropoda, Insecta, Diptera, Tephritidae. The coding region runs from base 306 to 1523 and encodes 405 amino acids. Gene Ontology annotation, molecular function: tRNA-guanosine(34) queuine transglycosylase activity. The record is from RefSeq and is a predicted model, not a curated record. Gene Ontology annotation, cellular component: cytosol. The transcript is spliced from 2 exons.